This is a messenger RNA of Anoplophora glabripennis (Asian longhorned beetle), 681 nucleotides long. RefSeq lists its product as uncharacterized. NCBI's taxonomy places the organism in Eukaryota, Metazoa, Arthropoda, Insecta, Coleoptera, Cerambycidae. Bases 48 to 335 code for a protein of 95 amino acids. The transcript is spliced from 3 exons. The record is from RefSeq and is a predicted model, not a curated record.
GCGGAAUUUGUCAUAAUCAGUGCACACGGUGAACUAAAAGGAACGAAAUGAAAGCCAUUGUGUGCACCCUCCUGGUCCUCGUGGCUGUCGCAUCAGCUUUUCCACAAAAAGAAGGUGGCGCUUACACAAACGAAGCCAUCAGACAAGCACAAAACACGUUCCUCAUCCCCAAAGACGCCCAAAUCCAAAAAGUGCAAGAAGGAAUCGAAAUCGGCGCAUACGAAAGCAUCCCCGGCAAUCAAAAAAUCAACCUCUUCGAAAUCCUCGGCGAUCAAUUCCCCCCAGAGGUAGUGAACAAUCUCCAAACACAAAUCGACCAGGUCGGACGCAACUAAUCUCUACUUUAAAUUAUUAGCAGUUAGAAAAAAAUGUGAUCAACAAGUUUCAUCUUCACAGCUAUCGUUUCCUAUCCUUUUUUGCACCCCUUCCUGUUCUAAUACCAUCACGUCUUUUGCACGCUCCACCUUCAUCUUGCACCCAUCAAUAAUAAUCUAGUCUAGACUGUCGUUCAAACUAGUUGUUACUCUAAUGUGAGUCUUUCAUAAUAAUUGCAUGCAUAUCUGCACUCUAAUUUACUGUUGCACCUUUUCCUCUCAUUUCGAUUGAUGCCCUGACGUUCUUCCAUGCAAAGUGCCAACUGUCUCCGUAGGUACAUACUUUUUAUUUUUGUAAUUUUUGUAA